This is a messenger RNA of Andrographis paniculata, 621 nucleotides long. RefSeq lists its product as uncharacterized. The transcript is spliced from 2 exons. Lineage: Eukaryota; Viridiplantae; Streptophyta; Magnoliopsida; Lamiales; Acanthaceae. The record is from RefSeq and is a predicted model, not a curated record. The coding region runs from base 1 to 621 and encodes 206 amino acids.
AUGCGAUUGCUGCCUCCUCCUGGGAUAAAAUCCUACUGCAUUUAUGAAAGAAGGAUCGAUGUCUAUUUUCAUGUCCGCCCGAUCAGAAAGAGGUUUGUUCUUGUGUUCUUUGAUGAUAUCUUAAUCUAUAACCGAAACUUAACAGAACAUCAGGGGCACCUGGAACAAGUCCUAAGGGUACUGCAACAAAAUCAGUUCAAGGCUAACAAAAAGAAGUGUUCCUUUGGCUGCCUCCAGGACGAAUAUCUGGGUCACGUCAUAUCAGCAGCAGGCGUGAAGAUGGAUCCAACAAAAGUUAAUGCAGUGGUGGACUGGCCUCGGCCACGGUCUGUGCGGGAGGUGCGCGGGUUCUUGGGCUUGACAGGCUAUUACCGGGGAUUCAUCAAGAAUUAUUGUAUAAUUGCGAAACCACUCACCAGUUUGCUGAAGAAGGAAGCAGCCACGGUAUUUGAAUGGACGAACGAGGCGGAGGCCGCCUUUUCCUCCCUCAAGAGGGCACUCACAGAAGCGCCGGUGUUGGGCAUGCCAAAUUGGCGGAGCCACUUUGUUAUCGAAUGUGAUGCAUCGGGUACGAGAGUGAGUGCAGUCUUAAUGCAAGAAGAUCGUCCUAUUGCUUAUUAA